ACAAAAAUUUUCGAAGAAAAUACAUACAAAUUUAUGUCAACUUCACUCUUAUCCCCUUCCUUUUCUUUUCUGUUUAAAUCCACCCAUUUUCCCAUUGUAGCAUGUAAAUUGCAAUACAGCAGUCCUUCAGCCCAUUCACACUCCCACGGAAAACCCAAAAAUGGAAUUCAGUGCAGGAGCUAACCAGCGGAUUGCAAGAAUCUCAGCUCACCUCCACCCUUCAAAUUCUCAGAUGGGGGAAAGCUCCAUGCUGAAGAGAUCUGAAUGCCGAGCAAAAGGAGGUGCACCUGGAUUCAAAGUUGCCAUCUUGGGUGCUGCGGGUGGAAUUGGGCAACCUCUGGCAAUGUUGAUGAAAAUAAACCCACUUGUCUCAGUUCUCCAUCUGUAUGAUGUUGUUAACGCACACGGUGUCACAGCUGACAUUAGUCACAUGGAUACUGGUGCUGUGGUCCGGGGAUUCCUGGGACAGCCACAGCUUGAGAGUGCUCUUACUGGCAUGGACCUUGUGAUCAUACCUGCUGGGGUGCCAAGAAAGCCCGGAAUGACAAGGGAUGACCUGUUCAACAUCAACGCUGGAAUUGUCAGGACACUCUGCCAAGGAAUUGCAAAGUGCUGUCCAAAUGCAAUUGUCAACUUGAUCAGUAAUCCUGUGAAUUCUACUGUGCCAAUUGCAGCUGAGGUUUUCAAGAAAGCUGGUACUUAUGAUCCAAAGCGACUUUUGGGAGUUACAACUCUUGAUGUUGUCAGAGCAAAUACUUUUGUGGCAGAAGUUCUGGGACUUGAUCCAAGGGAAGUUAAUGUUCCAGUUGUUGGAGGUCAUUCAGGGGUGACAAUUUUGCCUCUUUUGUCGCAGGUUAAACCUCCAUGCACCUUCACCCCAGAAGAAACUGAAUACCUGACAAAUCGAAUUCAAAAUGGUGGAACAGAAGUUGUUGAGGCAAAAGCUGGAACUGGUUCAGCAACUCUGUCAAUGGCAUACGCAGCAGUCAAAUUUGCAGAUGCAUGCCUCCGUGGCUUAAGAGGAGAUGCUGGUGUUGUGGAAUGUUCCUUUGUAGAAUCACAGGUGACAGACCUUCCUUUCUUUGCAACCAAGGUACGCCUUGGUCGUAAGGGAGCUGAAGAAGUCUACCAGCUUGGACCCCUCAACGAGUAUGAAAGGGUUGGGCUAGAGAAAGCAAAGAAAGAGUUGGCUGGAAGCAUUCAGAAGGGAAUUAACUUCAUCAAGAAAUGAAAUAGUGACCAAAAUAUCUUGUAUACUUAGCCUCUUUUGUUACCUAUUUAGGGCUCAGUAUACGUUACAUUGCUUCCCCAAAUCUCCUCAUGUACUAGUCUCAUACACUGGAGCCUUGACUUAAUAUAUUCUACAUUCUACCUUCUCUCAUCUGAAUUAAUGUAUGUCAAGUAUUAUCUUGACGCUGCACACUGAAACAAACUGACCUCUACACCAUUCAAAUGGAAGAAGAUAGAAGUUAUAGAUAACUUGGGAUUCUGUUAUUUGUAGUAUCAUCAUAAAACUUUGUACAGCUU
Molecule: messenger RNA, 1527 nt
Organism: Rubroshorea leprosula
Lineage: Eukaryota; Viridiplantae; Streptophyta; Magnoliopsida; Malvales; Dipterocarpaceae
Source: the annotation of a GenBank genome assembly